Zingiber officinale is the source of this 2167-nucleotide messenger RNA. RefSeq names its product 18S rRNA (guanine-N(7))-methyltransferase RID2-like. Lineage: Eukaryota; Viridiplantae; Streptophyta; Magnoliopsida; Zingiberales; Zingiberaceae. The coding region runs from base 1163 to 2041 and encodes 292 amino acids. The transcript is spliced from 9 exons. Gene Ontology annotation, biological process: rRNA (guanine-N7)-methylation. Gene Ontology annotation, molecular function: rRNA (guanine) methyltransferase activity. The record is from RefSeq and is a predicted model, not a curated record. Gene Ontology annotation, cellular component: nucleolus.
UCCCUGUCGAAUUCCCGAAUGAAAGUCUACUUCUCCGCUACCGCCCCACUCGAGCUUGCAGCUCUCACGCGGCGCUCCGGCCAGUCUCUUAGUUUCCGGUACUCACGCCCUAUUUGUCUCUCGUCGACUUCGCGACUUUUCUUUUUUCUUUUUAGUUCUAUCAGCUACAGAAAGGUAUUACAUUUUUUUUUAGUAAAAAUUUUAUUUUUUAUUUUAGCUUUGUAGUUGACAACAUGAUUUAGGUUUGUCUAAUCCUGCAUGCUUGUUUGUGAUAGUUUUUAUCUUGUUGUCAACAUUGUGUUUGUGUUAUUAAUUGUAUUCGUGUUAUCAUUUUUUUGUUACUUGAUGUCUGUCUUUACUUGAAUAUGAAUUUUGGGUGCCCAUUUAUUAGGGUAUCCUCUUUAUAGAUUGUGCCUGGGUUUCUUUAGCCAGUCAGGUACACCCUAAGAAAAGUGUUGGAAUCGAAGAUAAAUUUUAAACUUUUUAAUCUAGAGAACUUCAUACAACUAUAUCUGUGUCACUGCACAUUUGUGUCCAUAUCUUCCUUAUUUUAUGGUUUUCAAAAUCAUAGGCGUAGAUAGGCUAUUAAGGAGAAUUGUUGUUUCGCUUUCUUUUUGAGUUGCUUGGAGAUAGCUGAUGCCUUUUGAUGGCGUGUUUCUCUGUUAUGGUGCCAUUAAGUUGGAUUGUACACUAGGAAAUGUCAAGAAUAAAAGUAUCCUUCCUUUAUAUCGAAUGAAGCUUUUUCAGAUAGUGGUAUUUAUGCUCUUUUAUUUUUAUUUUUUGUAUUUAUGCUACUGUGCUAGACAACUUUAUAUUGUAUAAUUGUUAUAUAAAUGUUCUUAUCUAAUGACAUAACUUAGUUUUGUUAAUGUUUAGAAAUUUUAUAAUUAAUGAAAAAUAGGAUAUAUUAUUUUACAAUUUAGACUAUUUUUUAUCCUAAUUAGCAGUAAUUUAGUUUUAUUUGACUGAUUAUGAUCAGGAUUGUGUGAAAAAUUUAAAUAUUUAGAAGGUUAUAAAUGGAAUUAUGAGUUUUGCAGUGAAAAAUGUGCAUUAUGUUAUCUGGAUAUAGCUGAUAGCUCAGGCAUUGGAGAUAGCUGAUAGUUCAUAUAUUGGCCAGCACAACUCUGUUUAGUGGUUGGUGUCACAGUGUGCAAGAGAAGCUAUGCCACGUCCAGAGCUCCAAGCUCCGCCAGAGAUAUUCUACAAUGAGGUGGAGGCACGCAAGUAUACGACUUCGUCUCGCAUCAUUGAAAUCCAAGCAAAGAUAUCUGAGCGAGCACUUGAACUACUUGCCUUACCAAAUGAUGGCAUACCCAGGCUUCUGCUAGACAUUGGCUGUGGAUCUGGGCUUAGUGGUGAUACUCUAUCUAAAAAUGGGCAUCAUUGGCUUGGCUAUGAUAUUUCAAGUUCAAUGUUGGAUGUUGCAUUAGAGGGUGAAGCAGAGGGUGAUCUUUUGCUUGCAGAUAUGGGUCAGGGCUUAGGCUUACGGCCAGGGGUUGUUGACGGUGCGAUCAGUAUUUCAGCAGUCCAGUGGUUAUGCUAUGCUGACAAGUCCUCACAUGAGCCAAGAACGAGGCUAAAGGCAUUCUUUGGCUCACUAUACCGAUGUUUGGCUAGAGGGGCGAGAGCUGUAUUACAACUUUAUGCAGAAAACAGGGAUCAAAAUGAGAUGAUCUCGACUUAUGCCAUGCGAGCGGGUUUUUCCGGUGGCAUUGUUGUUGAUUGGCCGCAUAGCUCAAAAGCACGGAAAGAAUAUCUGGUUCUUACUUGUGGUCCGCCCUCAGCUCAAACUUACCAGCCGAAGGGGAAAGGCGAAAAUGGUGAGGUGUGCAGUGAAGAUAAGGAAAGCGAUGCCGACACUGAUGACAACCAAACAGUUGAUGUAUACGAUCGAAACCGACCGAGGAAGAAGUUGAAGGUAAAGAAGAAAGGGAAAGGUAGAGAAUGGAUCUUAAAGAAGAAAGAACAGAUGAGGAAAAAAGGAUACAGUGUCCCUCCUGAUACCAAACACACUGGUCGAAAGCGCAAGGAUCGAUUCUGACCGUUCUUGGAUCGAGAUUCACAAAGCUUCGGAUCAUGAGAAACCGUAUAAUUUUUUUUGGGACAGUGUUAUUGUAAUUAAUCCAAAUUUAAUAAAUCGAAUUUUUAUCGAUUUUUUUUAUAAAAA